Messenger RNA from Staurois parvus, 253 nucleotides. The record is from the annotation of a GenBank genome assembly. NCBI's taxonomy places the organism in Eukaryota, Metazoa, Chordata, Amphibia, Anura, Ranidae.
CUGCCAGACCUGUAUGUCCUAACGGACUUGCAGAGAGAUGGAAUAUCAUGAUAUGACUUGUAGUCAGGGGUGGACUGACAACUCAUGGGAACCCCAGGAAAUAGGGGAUCAUGGGGCCCCUGUGUCCUUGCACAAACUCAAAAAAGCCUAUGAAAAAGGUACCAUGGGCAUCUCAUGGGGCUACCUACUGACCCCGGGCCCUCGGGCAGUGCCUGAGUUUCCAAAUGGUCAGUCUGCCCCUGCUUGUAGUAAU